UGACGGUGCGAACUUGUGACCGGCGCUCGCAGCUGCACAGGCGGACGCUGAACUGCUCAAAGACAUAAAGAUCCAGAAGUGAAGCUUCCUCACUGACACAGCAUCUCCUCCAUCUCCUCUGCUGCUCAAACCGACAAGAUGGACUGCGGAAUUAUCACCUCCAAAACCGUUCUCCUCUUCCUCAGCUUGAUAUUUUGGGCUGCAGGAGCGUUUAUGGCCUAUGUUGGAUCUUACGUGUUCAAAACGUAUGACAACUUUGACAGUUUCAUCAACGACCGUUACACCCUGAUCCCAGCGGUCAUCAUCAUCGGCAUCAGCAUCGUCAUGUUCAUCUUUGGCAUUUUGGGAUGCUGCGCCACAGUCCGGGAAUCCAAAUUCGGCCUUAGCUGUUUCUUCCUGAUCAUCAUGGUGAUCUUUGCAGCUGAAGUGGCUGCGUUGGUGUGCGCCUUUAUUUUCAGAGGCAUGAUCAACAAGGAUCUGGAUCGUUCUAUGAGUUCUGUUUUUGCGAAGUACAAUGGAGAGGAUGCAGACUCUAAAGCGGUGGAUUACCUUCAGUCACAGUUGCAGUGCUGCGGAGUGAAGAACUACACCAGUUGGACCAACACCACCUGGUUCAGCAAAAAUAACACAGUGCCUCUGUCCUGCUGUAAGCAAAACUCCACCUCGUGCUCUGGGAGACUGGACCAACUGGACCUGCUCAACACAGAGGGCUGUGAAGUGAAGCUGGUCACUCUCCUCCAUGAGUCCUUGAGCUAUGCCAUGCUGGUUAUUCUGGGAUUUGCAAUCAUCAAGUUCUUUGGAAUGCUGAGCGUGUGUGUGAUCACCUGCAGAUCCAACAACAGAAGAAAUGGCUACGAGGCUCUCUAUGCUUAAAGAACUCACUUCCUCUUGUCUGCACAAGGUUUAUGUAAAUAAGAUGUGCAUUUUUAGUGACGUGUAAUUAGAGUAUCUUACAAUCAAGACACCUAUGACAGAUUUUUGUACACAGUUCUAUGCAGUCUGUUUUGUUUGUCAGUUUCCCAAAGUAAUUUUGUUUAAUACAUGUUAAUUUAAUAAUUGCAUCUGAUGUGUCAUUGUUGUGUGUAAUACAAUAAAUACUUCUUCAAAAAGUUGCUUAAAUAUUUAUAACUGUGAAAUGAUAAAUACAAAGUCAGUUAUAAUACAAUACAAUAAGUCUAUUGGUGUCUGUGUUUUGUAAAUGUUAGAUUAAGAAGAAGACUUCUUUUGAUUCAACAUUUAUUCAUUAAUGAGGCCAUUUUAGGAUUGUAGUACAUUUUUUAUCAUUCUGUAUUUAGCCACACCUACCAAUGCUAUUUUAGUUGCUGAACAUUUUAAAUGGCUACAACUUGUAAUCUUUGAACCAAAUACCUUUCUAUAACUGUAAAAAUAAAUAAAAUAGAACCAUA
Messenger RNA from Boleophthalmus pectinirostris (great blue-spotted mudskipper), 1406 nucleotides. RefSeq names its product tetraspanin 36 (gene tspan36). The record is from RefSeq and is a predicted model, not a curated record. Bases 139 to 873 code for a protein of 244 amino acids. Gene Ontology annotation, cellular component: membrane. Gene Ontology annotation, biological process: regulation of vascular endothelial growth factor signaling pathway; protein maturation; protein localization to plasma membrane. Lineage: Eukaryota; Metazoa; Chordata; Actinopteri; Gobiiformes; Gobiidae. The transcript has 7 exons.